CCCUUUCCGCGGCGCGGCUCUCACGCGCAGCCGAAUUCGGCGCCGCCUCCAUCAGAGCCGAGCCGGCGGCUCCACCGAACGGCCGCGCCUGCCGCCGCCGCAGCUGCUGAACCUUCCGCAUCCCCUCCCCGUCCCGCCCCCUAGCCCCAGGCGCCCGGGCCCCCUCCCUCUUUUUCCCCUCUCCCUCCCGCCCCUCCGCGCUCUCUUUCCCUGCAGCCAGAGCCCGGCCCGCCAGCCGGGCCGGCAGGAGGGCGGCGGCGGCACAACCAUGAGCUUUGAGGGCGGCCACGGCGGUAGUCGGUGUCGCGGGGCGGAGAGCGGGGACGCCGAGCCUCCCCCGCAACCUCCCCCGCCGCCGCCGCCGCCGCCGCCGCCGCCGCCGCCGCCGGGAGAGCCGGCCCCGGUCCCCGCGGCCCCGCGCUACCUGCCGCCGCUGCCCGCGUCCCCCGAGACCCCCGAGCGCGCCGCGGGGCCAAGCGAGCCGCUAGGGGAGGUGGCCCCGCGGUGCAGGGGAGCGGACGAGCUGCCGCCUCCGCCGCUGCCCCUGCAGCCCGCCGGCCAGGAAGUGGCGGCGGCCGGCGACUCCGGGGAAGGUCCGAGGCGCCUCCCGGCGGCGGCAGCAGCGAAAGGCGGCCCCGGGGAGUCUGAGGCCGGCGCGGGCGGCGAGGGCGAGCGGCGGGGCGCCGGAGACCAGCCCGAGACGCGCUCGGUGUGCAGCAGCCGCAGCAGCAGCAGUGGCGGCGGCGACCAGCGCGCUGGGCACCAGCACCGGCACCACCAGCCCAUCUGCAAGAUCUGCUUCCAGGGCGCGGAGCAGGGUGAGUUGUUGAACCCCUGCCGAUGUGAUGGGUCAGUUCGGUAUACACAUCAGCUGUGCCUGCUAAAGUGGAUCAGUGAGAGAGGUUCCUGGACCUGUGAACUUUGCUGUUAUAGAUACCAUGUUAUAGCCAUUAAAAUGAAACAACCUUGCCAGAAAAGAAAACUUGAAAGAGAAAUAUGCUUCUUUAUUUUGGACAUGAUAAAGCCCUACCACAGUAAGCUUCAGUGGCAGAGCAUUUCUAUAACACUGGUUGAGAAAGUUCAGAUGAUUGCUGUAAUCCUAGGAUCCCUGUUCUUAAUAGCCAGUGUGACUUGGCUCCUCUGGUCAGCCUUCAGCCCCUAUGCAGUGUGGCAGAGGAAGGACAUCCUUUUUCAGAUCUGCUAUGGAAUGUAUGGUUUUAUGGAUCUAGUGUGCAUAGAGUUUCUGGGGAAUCCAAGUGGAUGUGGCCAGUGUGCACCCAGAUUUAAGGGUCUGGAACUCAGGCUAGAGGUUGGAACUGGAGAUUUGUAUCUGGCAGUUGAAACCAGUGUCUGCAGAGAAAUGCUUUGGUGAGAGGAGCAGCAGUUUGGGGAACACGGUGGAGAAACAGGAAGGGGAGGGAGAGGAUCGUGGCUGGAAAAGAAGUGGGGUCAGGCACAUGAGGAGGAGGGAACUUCUAGGAGGAGGAGCAAGUGGCCAACAGUGCCAGAUGUUCUGUCAAGGGUUAGGUGAAGUCAAGCCAACAAUCACUCACUGGACUUGGCAAUGUGGAGGUAACGUGGAUGGAUGCGAGACCGCAGUGAAUUGAGAAUGGCUGGGAUGGGCAGAAGGGGGUUCAGAGGUGAGUUCACAAAUCUUAGCUGACAAAGGACACAGUUAAAUGAGGGUAGAAGCCAGAAGGAGGUGUGGAAUCGAGAAAGGUUUUUGUUUGUUUACUUUAAUAGUAGUGUUAGGCAUGGGUGGAUGCUGAAAAGAAAGACCCAGAAGAAAUCAGAAGAAAGAGUGAAAAUCCAGAGAUGGGAAGGGGCAGCUUGAUGUCCCUGGGACUGAAGAGACGAGAGCCCAGCACCCAGGAAGGGCUUUGCCUUGUACAGGAGGGACCCUGUGUCCUGAGGGGAGGUGGGCACAGCUGGAGGCAGCUGUAUAUUCUGCUCUGAGAGAAUGAGACAUUGAGAGGCCUCCUUUCAAAAGAUGCCUCAUUUCUCAGUAAGUAGGUAGUGUGGCCAUCUGCUUAGACAAAAGCACAAUGUGGGAAAAGACUCGGAGGAGAGCAAUGAAUGUGAUGCUCAGCUGCUGAGGGCCCUGGGGAGAGGAGGCUGAGCCCCCUGCAGAAUCACUGGGCAUGACUGAGCACCUCCUUGAGGCCAGAGCAAGGCCACAAGAUCCACAAGGCCAUGUGGCUAUGGGCUGUUGCCCAAUAGGGAUGAAGAGUAGGUGCAGAGAGGUGAAGUGGUGAGACUGGGUUAAGAUUGGGUCUUGUUCUCCAGAGUUUCUGGAAGGCAGAGCAGCAAGACCAACCUUGCCUUUCCCCUCAAGUGAGGAGAGAAUGGCUCCAGGAUGGGCUUAGCUUUCUAGGCUGCUAGGGAAGGAUCCAAAGCCAGAAAGAAGGUGGUGCAUUGGGAAAAGAUCAUGCGGUCUAGGGCCUCAAAGUCUUUAGGAGGUGGAAGUGGGUGCACUGAGAUUAAGAAGGUGGGUGAGUGGGAGGCAUUGGAGGUUGUCAACAAUGGGAUGGGAGAGCUUCAGAGCUUGGAAUUGGAAUGGAUUCUGGAAGAGCAAGGCCCAGGCUGGGGCAAAGGAUGAAUAGUAGAGGGCAAUAGGUUGUGUAUGUUAGGCCAAGCCAUCCACAUGGACCCUGAAUCACAUGGGUCUAGGGGGAUGGAGGAGGCUCAGGAGUCAGGGCUCAAACCAUCCAUCACCAUGGAGGGUAGCUGAGAGGCCAGGAGGACACAUCUCCCAUGGCUUUAUCCCAUAUAUGAGUGUGCACGUGUGUGUGUUUUGUGUGGCUUUACCCUGUCACUCCAUGGCUUUCCAGAAGAGAGGCUGUGGGAAUUCCAAAUACAUGAGGCUCAGGAGCAACUGCAUAGCCUCAGAGAGAUCCGAGUGUAUCCCCAGGAAGUCUAAAGUGAGCUUAUGUAAGAGGCCAAAUCAACAUGGGAAUGGGAGGCUUUCCUUGGAAGAGAAAGCAGAAAGUAGACUGUGCAGCAGUGAGGUCACACCAUUACAAGAAGAGCCACCUGUCCCCAUCCCUCACUGGAGAAGGCCCAGAGGAGGCCACUCCCUUAACCUGAAAACCUGAAGAUUGUACUUCAGAACGAACCCUGCCCCUCUGGGGAACUCUUGGAUUUGUACUAUUUUGCACCAAAGAACUUUCUUUCAAAGAAAUGUGAACACGACCAUUCUUCUAAGUGAUGCUUCUAUGCAGAACACUGAGGAUGUGGAACCGUGGGCGCCAGCAGGGCAGGGGAGACAAAUUCUGGGCCAUCGGGAACCACAUGGCUGAGCAUAGAAAUGAAGCCCAUAGAUGUUUUCAGCCACUUCCAAGUAAAGAAUUUGACAUAGGGUUUUUAAAAAUGCAUCUCCAGUAAUAUCUAAGAUUGUAUUUACUGUGAUCUGGGCAACAUUCUAAGCAUUUUACCUCGAUUUUCCCACUUAAUUUUCACAACCACCUUAGGAGGCACAGAUACUGUUAUUCUCAUCUGAGAGAUGAGAAAACAAAGGCACACAUGAAGCAAUUUCCCCAAGAUCAAACAGAUGGUGAGCAGGACCCAAAAUAAGAACCCAGACCCUGUCACUCCACAGCCUGUGUAAUGAGUAAGAUGACCCACGUACUUCCAUUUAUUGUUUGGUAAAAACCCCUCUUUAUAUGCUGAGCUUGAAUAACUUGAAGAACUUAUGAAAUGUUUUCUAUAUAAACAAUAAAGUGAAGCUAUUUAAAUUUCUGUCUCAAACACUUAAGACAUGGUUUAGGGAGUAAAUACCUUUUUAAAUAAUAGAUGAACUGAUUUUAGAUCAGAAAUGGAAAAAACAUUUUCCUUGAAAGCCCAAAGUAUUCAUUCAUUUAUUCUAAAUUAAUAGAGUGCAAAAGAGUCUAAAACAAAGGGGAAUAUUAUUAAGGGGAAUGGAAAACAGGGAAUACACCAUAACAAAAGCCAUUUCUCUCUUCCCAUGGUUCUGAGUGAAACCAUUUCUUAAUAAGAAUUAUCCAUGUAAAGAAUCCCAUCCCAAUCUUGAAUUUUCUUACUAGGACAUAGAAUAGAAUAUGAAGAAAACUACUGUCUGAGCAUUUUUGUAUUUAGGUUAAAAAUUUCAUUAAUAGUUUUAAUUAUAAGCAUCUUACUGAUGUCGUGCAGUGAAAUAGAAGAGUUACAAAUUUUAAUUAUACUUAGAUGGUAGUUUCUGUUUGGAAUUUUUGCCUUCUUCCUGUAGGAUUUAAGAGAAGUGAAAAAUGAAGCCACCAAAAAUGAAGUAGCUUAUUACUAGUCACAAAGACAGGUUUUAAUUAGACAUUUCAAUUUAGAUCUUUAAAAAUAUUAUUUUCACUCCCCCAAAACAGAGCAACAAAUAUGUGUAUGGUUUACUGUGAAAAUUAUUAAAAUCUUUUUUUUUUGUGAGUUUGCAGUAGACAGUUUAUCCGUUGGAGAAAAACAGAAAAUUAGUUGUAUUUAUUUUCACUUGCCACUAGGAAAAGCCCACCAAGUCUCUUAGAAAAAGUUCUUAGAAAGUCUCCUUCUAAGAACUGGCUUUAGUCCAUAUAUUAGAGUGUGGGAAACAAAUGGAAAUCUACCAAAGCAAUUCCCCAUGCUAAAACCUUAAAUUAACACAGAAGAUAGACACUGAUAGGUUUUUUAAACCAAAUACAGUUUUCAUUGAAUCAGAGGUUGCAGAGUUAUUUAUAUUCAUAAAUUGUGAAGGUUGCCGUAAUCCUCCUAUGUCCUAUCCAAAUGCUGCAAUGUACCCUUUAGGAUAAAGGCCAGAGAAAAAUUUACCCAUCUCAGCCUUUGCUGUUACAGAAAAGAGAUUUUAAUUUAAUUCUGUCAUCUCCUUCAUAGUCAGUGUAAUAUCCCUUCUGGCCACUGGCCAUUUCGCAGGCUGAGGAGACACUGGUGAUGACUGGCUUAGGCUGAGGAUGGCUCCUGAUGUCUGAGUUGUUGCAGAGCAAGCACACAGGCAUCCUGUGUCUGGCUCUGAUUCUGGGCUCAGACACUUCCUAGGUGCAGGCCCCUGAGCAAGCCACACUACAUCACUUCUCUGGGUCUCAGAGUCCUUAUUCCCCAAAGUGAGAGGGUUGGAUUAAAUUAUAUCCACUACUUUUUAAUUUUGAAAUUCGGUGACUGUGCUUGUCCGCCAGGCUCUUGAUGUUCUUACCCCUGUGAUACAUGAUGCUCCCCCCUUUGCUGCAAGGUGUUUCAUCUGUCCAAGAAUUGAGAGACAGAACUGAAACUUCAUUCAACUAAAAUGUAACUGAUUCCAGUCCAUUCUACCAAUUAUAGGAGAACUCUGGGAUAUCUUUAUGAUAUUUAUUAUCUAUAAAAGUAUUGGACUUGUUCUUUUAUUUCUUUUAUUGAAAAAAUAUAUCCAUGGUUUUAUUUUCUUGAGCACUGUAGGGAAGAAACUUAGAUAAUAUAACAAUUUUUCUUUCCUGUGGAUUCUGUUAAUCCAUUUAAAAAAAUUGAUAAAAAAGAUAUACCAUAUUUUUUAUAAUAUAUAACCUUCACAGCUUUUGAGAAAUAUUCUUUGAAUGUGCCAGUAGUGGGUUUGUGCUCCAGGGUUACUAAUUAAAAGAUCAGGAGAUACUCCCAUCUACAAGGAAUUUUAAAAAUCAGUUAAAUGAAUGAUUGAUUCAUUGGCUUCUUAAAAAAGCAAGAGGUCAGAGGAAUGGACAAUUUCCUUUUUACUCUCUCUAUUUUGCCUGAAAAGACAGGGAGGAAUCCAUAUCUGUCUCCUAGGUUUUAGGCCUGGGCACAGCCCAGUAUCUCAGUUUGUGAUUGAUACAGGCAAACAUUUGAUGACCUGGCCAGCAAGACAGUGGGGGAGGCAGCUACAGUUUGCUGGGGCUGAACACAGAUCCUUUUAAAGAAUUUAGUUCCUUUGCCCUGGCCGUGUCCUCUGCCCUGCCCAUAUGUUCCCCUCACCACCGUUACCCCAAAAGACCAAAACCCACUCGUGAACUAUGGGCCCCAAUCCCUAAACUCUUUUCCAAUCCCAUCCUGAACUGCCUGUCUCAGUUUCUUUGGCAUCUGCAAAUAUUACUUUAACCUUUCAAAGAACAAUACUCAAGAUCCUUUUCUAUUUUCAUAGAGCAGUCACAACUAGAUCAAGUCAUUCCUUGUGACCCCUUAGAUCCCAGUGAUAGCUACUCUCCUCUCUCUGUCUCUCUCUCCCUCUCUUUCAGCAAAGACUGAGUUUUGACCUGGGUACUGAGAUAAGAACAGGUUCCCAAAGGCAAAUAAGACAUGGUUCUGUUGUCAGGGAGCACACAGCUGAUUAGGGAUUACAGUCAUAGAAGCAAAUCAUUAUAGUACAGGUAGUAAGGAAAUCAGUGCAGAUAUUUUCUGUGUAGAGUGGUGGGAAGUAGAAGGAGGGAAAGAUUGAUUUUGAGUACAUCAGAGAAGAAAUUGUGAGAGAAUCUGGAUCUUGAAUCAUAAUUAAUACUUCGUUGUGCAAAUGUAAGAGUGGGCAUUCCAGGAAAUUAUCCGUCUUACGCUUUCAGCUCAGGUUUGCCAAGAAGACAGAAUUAGCAGAAGUUUGUGCAAGAGGAGAGAGGAGUCGUGGUGUCUCCUAGGCUUCUGGUUUAAUUGACGUGGGGGAUGGUCAUUAACUAAAACAGGGAUGGCAAGACAAGGACAAAUUUAACCUGUGUCAGAACCUUUCAGAAAAGCGUGUGCUUCAUUCACUGUCAAUUAGUAAAAGAUGAGACUCCAUCUGACAAUUGGGCUUUGCCAUCUUGUUC
This is a messenger RNA of Pan troglodytes (chimpanzee), 6749 nucleotides long. RefSeq names its product membrane associated ring-CH-type finger 11 (gene MARCHF11). Bases 269 to 1372 code for a protein of 367 amino acids. The transcript is spliced from 5 exons. The record is from RefSeq and is a predicted model, not a curated record. Lineage: Eukaryota; Metazoa; Chordata; Mammalia; Primates; Hominidae. Gene Ontology annotation, biological process: protein ubiquitination. Gene Ontology annotation, molecular function: ubiquitin-protein transferase activity; zinc ion binding.